Drosophila ficusphila is the source of this 11688-nucleotide messenger RNA. It is a transcript of the gene Vps13B, whose product is annotated as vacuolar protein sorting-associated protein 13B. The coding region runs from base 215 to 11362 and encodes 3715 amino acids. The record is from RefSeq and is a predicted model, not a curated record. NCBI's taxonomy places the organism in Eukaryota, Metazoa, Arthropoda, Insecta, Diptera, Drosophilidae. The transcript has 15 exons.
GCCUUUCAACACUUGCGAGCCGGGGCUGAAAACGUAAACAAUCAAAAAUUUCAUGGCUGUUUGUUUUGUAAAAAUAUUCGGCCAAAAUAGUAACCAAAUCCCCAGCAUGUAAAUUCAAGUAAAUCACCGGCAACGCAGUAAAUGAAGAGUUCCAUUUGAGUCAGCAGUCGAGAGCGCUGGAAUCAAGGCUUCUUGCCUGCGGAGUGGCCACACCAUGUUCAAACUGGAGUCCUAUAUCACUCCCAUUUUGCUAAGCUACGUGGCCAAGUACGUGAAGAACUUCCGCGAUGAGGAUGCCCAGGUGUCGCUUUGGGAGGGUGAAGUCACCUUUCAAAACCUGGACCUGCGUUUGGAGGUCCUCGAGGAGGAGCUCAACCUGCCGGUGGAGCUGGUUUCCGGGCACAUCCACGAACUUAGCAUCCAGGUGCCUUGGACGAAGCUUAUGUCAGAGCCAGUUAAGAUCGUCAUCAACACGAUUGAGUUCGUGGCAAAGUUGCCGGACAGCGAAAGCAAGCAGCGCCGGGCUUCUUUUCAGCGGGAACAGCGGAGGAGUUCCAAGCGGGCGUCCGUCGAGCAGUCCGAUCAGCAACCUAAGAGUCCCGGAGCUGCCAGCUCUUCUAGUGUGGUUAACAAGAUCAUCAACAAUAUAAGCCUGCAGUGCCACAACAUCAUCUUAAAAUAUGUGGAGGACGACAUAGUGGUCUCCAUGAAUGUGCAGACCCUGAACUUCAGUUCCGCUGGCGAGGACUGGAAGCCCACCAUGGUCGACAUCCAUCCGGUGUCUGUGGUCAUGCGCAAGGUGCUGCAGGUGUCGGAUCUGACCAUCUGCCUGGACAAGCGAAACACGGCUGGCAGGAUUGAGGUGUGCCAGGAACCGGUGCUCUACCGCUGCACACUAGAGUGCCGGGUACUCCGCAAAUACAACGCGAAUACGGUAAGCACUUCGAGCACCACGCGUAUUGCAGUUUUCACCAAGUCGCUGGACAUCAAUGUGUCGUCCUUGCAAUUUCCCAUGGUCAUGAGGCUGGUGAAAAUGCUACUUGAACUAAAACCCGCCGACUCCGAGGAGGAUUCUGGAAAUCUGGACGACCAAGAUGCAGUAGCCGAGGGAAACGAGGAGCAGAGUGCCGAACCCGCUGGCCAAAACGUUUUUUGGUGGGCCUGGAGCCUGUUGCCCAGUUUUGAGGCACAGGCGCCUUCCUCCUCUUGCGACUCUCCUAAUGGCCACGCAUUCGAUAUGGGCAUCUAUGCGGAGGAGCUGAACUUCCAGCUCAAGAACUCUGAGUACUUUACCGACCAAAGCAUGGGAGGGAUUAAGCGGAUACGCUACACACCAAUUCUGCGGAUCAGCUUGGGUGGUCUGUACUACGAGCGAACUCAAUUAAAGGAAUGUGAAUGGGGCAACGUCAAGGCGGGUCUUUCCAGCAUGUGUAUGGAACCGUUGGGUGCUUACCGGAGCGAAGAUCCUGUAGAUCGCAAUCUGGUUAAUACUCAGGAGUUUCUGGAUGAGCGCUCCUUCAUCGACAAGAGUUUGUUCGACGAGAACUACAUGUACGCCGAUCGUUCCUGGUGCAGCUACAACUACGAUGACUAUGUGGCCAGAAACACAGAUGAGUACAUGCUUUACCGCAGCCCUGUUCUUGCCUUCGACAUUAUCGAGUACCGUGUGCCGAAGACAAGUAAUCAUCCAGUGGCGGAGAGCCAGCUCAGAGACCUGGGACUUCGGAUCCAGUAUCGCCUUUUGUCCGCCGGAAUUACGUUCCACUUUUCGCAGUCCUUUGCGCAGGUUAAAAAUGUUAUUAGCGAUUUAAUUCGUCCUUACGAUUAUCCGGGAUAUCAUUCAGAAUCGAUGAAAGACGAAGAUCGUAGUGUCCCCGAGCCGGAGAACAAGAAUGCUGAUAUGACCAUACCGGACCUGGAGUAUUUAAUGGGUCUCGUGCCUGUCUGCAACUACAAGAUCGAGCUGCGGAACAUUGUGCUUCAUUUGUAUCCCCGCCAGCAGCCGGAGGAAGCCUCUGCAAAUAACCAACACCAGCUGACGACCACAGUUAAGCAAUCUCUGUUGCCAUACCUUCAGCUGAAGAUCUCUCUAGUCGAGGGCACAAUGUGUGGACCAGUAAGCCCGGUUCGUCUGGUCCAGCUGAUUACGCAUCUGCAGGAUAAACCUCGGGAGGUAGUCAACGCCUGCUAUAAUUGCUGUAACCUUAAUGUUAAGAACUUGACGCUGAUGAUUCUCAACACUACUCCGAGUCAUGGACAAACCAAACUUGUAAACAUUCCACGAAUGCAGGUGAACUGGAACCGGCUGCUAGCGCCUCAUCUCUGGCGUCAAAAUGAAGCUGCCCUGGAGACAGCGGAAGUAAAGUCCGAGAUCAUUACUUUGGAGUUCUCAAAACGGGAGCUGAUACUCGCCAAACGCCUUAUCCCGCUGGUCUCGACUUUCGAUGGCGCACAGCUCUGUGAGCUGGCCCACAGUGUGGCCCAAAUCAACGCUCAUUCGGAUGUGAUCAAGCUCCAAAGCUUGGGUACCAAGCUAGGCGUCAGUUACCACAAGUAUCAUACACACUUGGCCGCCGUGGGUUCUCUUCAAAGUAUCCACACUGAUGCCGUCCACACAAAGAUGAAUGUAAGGAAUGUGGUGCUAACUACUUCAAAGAAUGCGAGCACAAAGUGGCUGGAGGUGCAGUUACAGCUUCCUCUUGAGGACGCCGAUACGAAACAGGAGAAGAUACCUGGCACAGUGAUAUGCCUUUGGCUGGAACCAUUCCGCAUCACUACGGAUAUUUAUCUGCUGCAGUUUCUAAACUUUUCGGAACAAAGUGGAAAACAAAAAGGAAAAGAAAAGGAAACUGAAAUGGACUCAAAGUCUAUUAACCAAUCAGAGCCACCCCUCGCACAGUCAGUUUCGAAUUAUUCGACGAUUUCUGCCUCUGCGAUAACUUUGAAUGAUCUUCAGCCGCGUCGAAUUAGCAGAAACAAUAGUCGUAAAAUUUCCGUUCCUGAGGAAACAGUGCAUCUAAGCUCUGAACGUGAUGAGAGGCACACACAGGCUGAACCUCUAAGUUUACCCGUCCCAAGUAAGCCUCCGCCAUCGAAUUUCGAUAUGACGGAGCUGGUGAAGCGGCUGACCAAUAUGGUGGUGCUGGUGGAGAUCGCACAGGCCAAGAUUGAUGUGUGUGAAGUAAUGAUGCGAAAAACGCCUGCGGAUACGGAUGUGGAAUAUACCUCAAUCCGGCUGCCUGACGUGAAAAUAAAGUCUGGAAACUGCGACGCUAUUCAGCGAGGAAACAUCAGGGCAGUAAUUUUUAUGGACAGCAAAGCGGAGCUAUUCAACUGGGUCUUUGACCUAAGUGAUUUCAAUGUGUGCUAUCGCCGAUCCAAUGUCACCGAAAUUAUCGUUGCUCCUGUUAGAACGACAAUAACCCUAGCCCUGUCCUAUAAAGUAUCCGAAAAAACCAAUAACGAACAAAACACGUACUCUGUAAAUGUUCAUGUGGAUAUGUCAGCUAUUAAUUGUUUUGCCCAGCGGGUUAAAUUAUUACACGAGCACGUCUUGAUUAUUUCCAAGAUGUUCUCCUCACUUUGCCCAGAUGAACCUCCAUCUCAAUUGCAGGCAGCUAAACUAAAGCCCAAACUGGAAGUAUAUACCGGUAGUGCACAAACGUAUCCAGUAAUAAAAGAGUUCUUGGAACUAGAUCCCAACUUUGAAGCACCACAAAUUAAAAGCGCUCCCAAGAGCUCGGUUGUGUUAUUUUGCCAAUGGACCAUUCCACGCAUUAGUUUUGAAAUGGAAAACUCGAACGAUUACAAGCACAGUAAAAUCGUUAUAACUCUGGAAGACUUACUGCUAAAUAUUGAUAAGCAUAGUGAUUUUACCAAGAUAACUACCAAAGUAGAAAACUUUGGACUUAAUUACUACGAGGAGAAGCACGAAGAGUGGGAAAAGAUUGAAGAUUUUCACAUCAAAAUGUUGGGAGACAGUACAAAUUUGCCAUUGAUUAGUGUGGUAAUAACAACUGUAAGUCUUCAGGAUCUGUACGCGAAGAUCGGUGCCAGAAACCCUCAUAAUAAGCAGCACACUAUUACUGAGGUGCUAAUCGAGGUACAACCCAUUGAAAUGGUGCUUGACUUGGACCAAAUAACAGAGUAUAUGGUGCCCUUAUGUGAGCUGCUUGAAAUUAUAGGAAGUUCUGAAUCUGAACAGCAAGUAAACUCGCACUGUGCUUCACCGUCAAGCCAGAUUACCACGGUUCAGGAUCUGCCAAUGGUGCAUUUAAACAGCAAGGGAAUCUAUGUCUAUCUUCCACUAUCCACAGGCAGAAAGAGCUGCAGUGUCUUACUGCUCAGGAUCGAGAGUAUUCAACUGACGCCUAGUCUUGAAAAUCCCCUAGUCCGACAGCUCGUGCGUUCGGAUAUAUACCAAAAAGCUGCAGAACUGAAUAUGCUGAGUACACCAGGUGCCCUUGUAGAGGAUCGUCAGUAUGAGCUCAGUGUUAGAAGGGUAUCUCUAUCAACCGGUAAUUGGAAGCAAACACAAAAAUACCGCAUUGAAAAAAGUUUAGCCAGCAAACAUGAUAACCCAGCAUUUGAGUGGAACAAUCAAAGCCAAUCCAUUGAACUUGACCACAUGGAAAUAUUUAAGGACUUUGAUUUCAUUAUGAUUUAUGCGCCGGCUAUAAGCUACGAUCGGUUCCUGGUGUGCGGACAAAGUGUGGAGUAUAAUUGUGUAACCGAUUUUGUGGCUUCUUUAAACACUCAUCAAAUCAGCUUGAUUAGCUGCAUCAUAGUGCGAGUACAGCGACUAAGUUGUAUAAUUAACCAAGUGUGUGUAAAGAAUGCUGAGUUGCCAAAAGAAAGGUCGCACAAAACGUUGGGAGACGUAUCAAAAUUCAACAGCGUCGAUAAUUCCAUUUACUUUCCCUCUGAUCCUAAAAAGUGUCAGAAGGAUUUAAGUAGAAAACCUUCUAAGAAGCAGCUAGCCGGCAAGCAAAAUUACGCGACAGCCAACUCGAGCUUUGUCGACGCAAGAGGCAGUAGUGACACCUUUCUGGGGUCUUGCCAAAGCGACUCGGGAAUUCUCUUGGGCAGUCGUGUGAAAGGGCAUCCAAGAUCGAGUGCUGCGGAGGAUAUGCAUCGAACUGGGCGGCAACCAAGUGUCUUGACUUAUCCUCGAAGCGUAUCCUUUGUGGCUGGUGUGUUCUUGCUAAAGAUUUACGAUGUGCCGGAGUUUGAGGAGCUGGAGAGACCUGCGAUGCAACCGCUGUUUUUGCUGACUGUAUCCCAGCCCAGUUUUAUGUCAAGCCAAAACCUUAAGGCAGCCAUAACGCAAGCUUCGAUAUUUAAUAUUAACGUACGUGUGGCUACUCCCGAGGCUGAAGACAAUAAGGACAUGGAGCAAUUUAAUGAAUCGGUGUUUGAUACAUUGCCCGGACAACUUGGAAGCUCGGGGAUUCCUCCUCCCCUGCUAACAAUAAAGACCCAGUAUGAUCGCCUUAAUCAGAAAGAAGUUGAUGUGGAGCUUCGGAAACCCAUCCUGCUGCGAAUGUGUGAAGACACCAUCAAGCAACUGGCGAGUGAUGUCAUCCGUAUCUACACGGUUCUUCACGAGACUCCAUGUUUUGCGGUACGCAGCCAACGUCCCAUACCCGAAGGAUCUCAGCUCCACCAGAUGAAGAUGAACUGCUUCAAUGCCGAUCGGUUGCACAUAUCCUGUGAUCGCAUUACAGCCAAGUUCUACGACGAGGAAAGAACCUACAAGUGCAGUUUUGUGUGCCUGGAUCUUAGUACCCGCAUCAAGUUUAGUGCUCGUCCCCAGAAGGCCGUUGUGAGAUCCACUCUCGGAUCGGUCUAUGUGCAAUCUGGCGGAAAAAUGCUGCUCCAUCCCUUGCUAAUGCGUAUGUCGGUCGAUUUAGUCAGUGAACCAUGGUGUGAUGAGCUGCUGAUUUGUGCCACUCUAAAGAUGAAUUAUCUCCACAUCGAUGCGGGUGUCCUCAGCAUACUGCAACUGCAAAAAGCACGGGAUGGAAUAAAUCGAAUCCGAUUGCACGCCGAUCACGAGUGGCUGCAGUUCCUUUACCGUCGUCCUGUGUUAGGAACUCCAGAAGCGCACUGCAACCUCAUCAAGUGCACUCCCUCAAACGAAUCAGUAGAGCGCUUAAAGCGUCCCCCCAAGUCAACCGCGGAAUUUUACCAGGAUGACCUAAGAGCGGGAGCCUUUCAGUUUGUUUAUCUGAACUCCGAGUCCGUAUUGCCAAUGCCCUACCAAGUGCAGAUCAUCAAGAAAAACUAUGGCAUCAUCUGCUGGCGUUAUCCGCAACCGCGCCAAAUGACAAGCAUUCACAUCUAUCCAGUGCCAAUGCCAAUAAGCAGCCCGAUUCAAAUCAAGUGUCGCAUGGAGUACUUUAGUGAAACCCACGAGACGUUCUUACAUUACUGUGAUUUUAUGCUAUCGGAGACCUCCACUAAGCAGUUGACGCCUCCAGAUCGUCCGAUUUGUGCCACCAUAUGGAGAGUGGUUAUUCUGCAGUCGCUGAUCUCUGUGGACGGUACUUGCUUUGAGGGGAGUGAAGAUGAAGAUCUAUCGAUCGAGAACGUUCCCUCGGACUUUAAGGCAGAUGAAAAUAACGAUUUCAUUUUGCAUCCCAAAGUUCUAGUGGGUUGCAUGCGGAUUGAUACAGUCUUCAGAGCUGAAAAAGUUCCAAAACUGCAGUUGCUACUUUGCUGUCAGGACAUUGAACUGAAUUUUCUAAACCAGCCAGACAGCUCAGGAGAGCUCCCACAACAGUUAAAUAAAUAUAACCUGAAGCCGAUUAAUAAUAUCAGCCAAACCUUUCUAACUGUGCAUGUGGAAAACCUACAGAUGCACUCGACCAUAUAUUCUCGGAAAGAUUUUAGUCUGCAGACUGAAUUUCGCACUCGAGUAAAGUGCUUAGAUUACGGAUUUCUAAAUAUGCUGGAUGUUGUGGAGCCAACGAAAUUCACAAGCUAUGUGAGACUAACCGACUGUCCACGCUCUCUGUUGCAGGCAAAUUUUCUGGUGGAUAAGCUCCGACUCAACUGUGGCCCCUAUGUGGUGCAUACAUUGCUGAGUUCUAAACUCCACUGGCAGGAAGUUUUGCGUCAGAAGGAGAUACGGCACGCUUUAAUGCCUAAAUGCGUUAUAGUUAACCGGAUACAGGCACCAAUCAGCUUUGGUCAAACUGGUACAGUAGAGAAAAUCUCUGUAGCUCCUGGAGAAAUGCAGCUCUACCACUUUCGAAGUUGUUUUCAUGACCAAAAACUAACAUUCUUCAUCACAAAUCCCGAAACUGGUCUGGUGGAAAUGAGUGACUCGGUUCAUAUAACCCUGAAGUUCGAGGAUGAUCUCAAAGUGCAUCACUUGCGCGUAGGAGAUUACUGUAUAACCCUCAAGUUAGGCAAACUUUCCGCCACUCAGAUCUAUAUCCUGGUCAAGGGACAAAUCGAGUUGAUUAGCAUGGUACCUUUUAAUCUAAUCACAGAGUUUCGAGAGGAGAACAUAAACUACGAAGAAAACAGUCCGCCAGAACAUCUUUUGUUGUCCAAAGAAAGAUCAUCUUACUACCAAAACGUAAAGCGAAAUGUAGAUAUUAAUAUGCGGCUAAAGUUAACCGCAGGACUUGGAAGGGGUCGCACCGGCGAUAUUCCUCUGAAAGCCAAUAAUAACUUGCCUUGGCUAGUCAAAGUGCCCACGCAAUCUGCUCAGCAGUUUAUCAGCAUUUGGGUUCGAAUUUUACGAGAGGAUAUAGUGGUGGAGAAGACGGCAGAGGACUUUCAGCCCCAGAAGAUACUGAUCUGCAUUUGGCCAAUAUUCGAGAUAAGCAAUAUGCUUAGCUGUGAGAUUCAGGCGACUGAAAAUACCACCGGAGAGAGCUCUACUAUCGACGCCAAGGGCGGCAGAUGGGCUCUAAAUACUGCAACCACCCAUGCCACAGAGCAUACCGUUGGAUUCACGUUUUCGGGAGUUUUGCGUGGUUCUUCGAAAGAUAAAUAUACGCUCAUGCUGAGGACAAUGGAUUGGCACAAAUUCUUUUAUUACGAUUCCAACAUUUGGACCAUUGAAAAUGCGCUGCACAAGCUGGGAAAGUCAUCGAAGCGCAAAUGGCCGCAAUAUGAUCCAGAAGAAUUACGGGUCAGCCGGCACCUUGAUUUUCAAACUGGCUUUGAUGUUAAAUACCGCACAAAAGCGACGCGGGAAUUCUCCUGUACUUUGGGUCUGGAGGUUAUUCCCUGGGGGUUGUUCAUCAACGGAACCGGCUUAAAUGUGACUAUUUUUAUGAUCCAUGAGCAGGCACGUUUCGAGCUCAAAGCGAAUAGUUUGAAGAUGUCGCCCAAACUCCGUGGAGCUUUCACAAUUGAUUUGCACUCUGAUAAUGGCUGGAUCGCUUCAACACCGAUUUGCUUGGAAGAUUUUUCACAAAAAUCCGUUUCCAAUACCGGGAGAACUAUGACACUGCGCUGUAAUUCCUUUGUGGAUAUAGUUAUAGUAGAAAGGGAUGAGGUGCUGCGUCUGAUACUGGAAUAUAAAAAGGAAGACGAUGGAUAUCGUGUGCUAAAACUUCGGUCAAAAUUUGUACUGACGAAUUUUACCGAUGUGGUUCUAAAUGCUUUACCUCUGACAAUGGAUCACAAAGAGACCUCGACAAGGGAAGAAGUGGAAUCAUAUUCCAUUUCCAAAGCGGCCCGUAGUCUUUUAACUGUAGAUUCGACAACAAAUUGUAUUGGUACCGCAAUGGAUGUUUUCUACGAUCUUAACACCCAUAAGGCCAAGCACAACUGUGAUACCGCGUUCGUUUAUUUUGUUUGCUUUAGCGUAGGUGGAAAUAGGGAGAUUUCCAUACCCAUUCCUUUGGCCAUACCCUUCACCAGACGCUGCUUCAGUUUACAAGCAGGGCACGAGUCUAUUCCUUUAAUGAUCACUCUGAUAGAGAAGGAAAAUGUUCACUACUUGAACGUUUUCCGGGACACAGCGCCUGCUAUUGUGAUUAGCAACAAUACGAAUGUCAAGUUCAUUGUGGCUCAAACAAGUGCAUCGGAAAAUAGCAAUGUGACCUGCACUAAUUCAGAGUUCGUUGGCAGGCACUUCGAGUGGAACCAAUUGGUCCUGCCCCACAGCAAAUGCUAUUACACCCCACCGCAGAUGUACGCCAACUUUCCGGAUGUGGAAUUCACAAUGUGCAAUCUAUCCUUGGCGGUUUAUAAAGAUAAGCCUUGUGCUAAAAAUAAGAUCGCGUGGUCGAAACCCAUUCGAACUGACAAGUCAUGGCAAAAAUUUCUGCAAGUUCCCCACCACGGCGAUGUAAAAGUGGUAGUGUGUGAUAAGCAUCGAGCUAUUCGUCUGAACAUCUACUAUAUAGCUCAGCAGCUUGAAUUCUCUGUGAAGGACCUACGAUCUCGAUUGAAAAAGCCAGAUAAUGCUUUAAUAUCUUCAGAGGAGCAGGCACUUAUGGGAUCAAAUGAAAAAUUGUCACAAGAUGAGACCGUUUUUAAGGAUCCCCUCCCUGAUAUGGUGGCCUGUUCCCACUUUAGCGAAGAGUGCGAGACCAAACAAUUGACAAAAAUCAAAAUCUUCAUUAAGAGUUUUGUGUUUAGCCUGCAGACUGACAGUCGAGAAAAUGACUAUUUAAAGACGGAGGUGUGUAAUAUAUACGCCGACGACUCAAUGCUUAUCUACGACGACGACGACGAUCAGCGGGAACUGCACUUGCAGCUGCCAAAUCUUCAAGUGGAUAACCAGCUGUACUCCAGUGGAAAGUACGACUUUCCGGUGCUGCUUUGUGCGGAAAAACUGUACAAACGCAAUUGUGUUAUGCCGCAAGUUUAUGAUUUGGACUGCGUGUACGAACAGCAGGCAGAACGAACUCCCGUCUCUCUAUUCACGUUCAUUUUCUACCAAGAUGAAAUGCACCUGCAGAAUGUGCGAUGCCAGAUUCCCCCUUUUCGGGUCUACAUUGAGGAUGCAUAUCUGAACCAGCUGCUGGAAGCACUGGUGGAGUGUGAACCGUCCCACUGUGUGUAUAGUCCGCCUGUGAAACAGGAUCAAAUUAGUCUGGCUCCCGGAACAACUCUGCUGCCCGAUCAGGUUGUGGCCCAGUCCUUGUACAUAUCGGAACCCCUACGUCUAGAUAAUUUUACGGUGGAGCCCCUGAGUCUCUUGCUAUCCGUCCAUACUUCUUCGAGGCUCUACAUAGCAUUAGAUCACUCUCCCCUUUCCUUCUCCCGCUAUGAGCGUCAGCAAAUCCUUACAGUUCCGCUCCGCUUCGGACAAUCCCUGGGACUUCACUAUCUCAGCGGUGCCAUUUUCGGAGCUGGCUGGGUGGUUGGUUCCCUGGAGAUUUUGGGAAGUCCCAGUGGGCUGGCUCGCUCCUUUAGCACCGGUCUUCGAGAUUUUGUCUCCAUGCCCGUUCAGGGUCUCUUCAGUGGACCGUGGGGCUUCCUAGUGGGAGUGACUCAGGGUUCUGCCUCUCUGCUGCGCAAUGUGACCGCGGGAACCGUGAAUUCCGUGACCAAACUGGCUGGUUCGGUCGCCCGUAACCUGGACAGGCUGACGCUGGACGCAGAGCACAUCGAAUUAACUGAGGCCCGAAGGAGAGCUCGACCGCAAGGAUUCGCCGAUGGACUGACCCAAGGUCUGACUGGAUUGGGCAUUAGUUUACUUGGCGCUGUUGGAGGAUUGGCCCAUCACACUCUGGAGGCGCGAAGCUCUGUUGGUGUCAUCGCUGGCCUAACCAAAGGUAUUGUUGGAGCUCUGACGAAACCCAUCAGUGGAGCUGCCGAAAUGUUGGCUCUGACGGGUCAAGGCGUCCUCCACACGGUGGGCUUUAAUGCAAUGCCGCAACAGGUGGAGCCCAGCUAUACGCGGAACGUCGCUCUGCACGGAAGCUCACAUCGCAUUUGGAGUUAUCUGCCCGAGGAGUUGAGCCACGAUCAGAUGCUGUUCUUCUGUGAGAUCACGCUGCUGGUCAACACGCAGUUGCGUCCAGCAUUGCUAUUCCUAACCUCGUCAGUAUUGGCCAUUAUGCAGACGGAUAGCGAAGACCUGGCCUUCGCUUCCCCUGUUUCUAAGGUGGAUGUUGUGGCGGAUCGCGAAGAUGUCUCGAAAUUGUACUUGAGCUUGAAGACUGAGACGAGGGAUGAUCUUGAAGGGCAACUGAACUACACAAAUGAGCGCAUCAUGAAGUUCCUGAACGCCUCACGACUUCAGAGCAUAGCCAACGACUCUCUAAAUGAUCUGCUGCAGCUGCAUGAACAGGAUGUCGACGACCGCAUCCAGCGGCAAUCGCAGUGCAUAUUCUAUAUUAAACCCAAUAUAGGCGAACAUCUGAUCCACUAUCUAAAGAUAUGAUGUUCCUGGGGAUUCAACCCAAUGGUUUCCUUGUUUUAUCAGCCAUACAUUGUGUUGUCCAAUUCCGCAAACUCACGUUCAAUACGAAUGGUUUUAUCUAAAGCCUCCCACAAGCCAACCUAAAACAGGAUGCGUUUUAAUCAGGGCCAGAUAAAUCCAGCUAAAGCAAAGCCGUUGUGAUUGCAAGAAACUUGAAAAAUUAACCUGUCGCCGCAAAACCGUCGAACCAAAGUGCUUCUUAUUUUUCCAGUUAAAAAUAAUUUGCCUGGCAGUAGUUGUACAGAGAAGAAAAUAGAGGGAGGAUAAUUAAAUUACUAAAGGCAUAA